Molecule: messenger RNA, 1017 nt
Organism: Galeopterus variegatus (Sunda flying lemur)
Lineage: Eukaryota; Metazoa; Chordata; Mammalia; Dermoptera; Cynocephalidae
Source: RefSeq, a predicted model, not a curated record
AUGACAGAUGCUGGGAAUCUCCUAUCUCUGUCCCCAAACAUCACUAAUGACUCGAACUUAUCACCAAAUAUUCAAGAUACAGAGUAUAGAUUGCACCUAUGGGAAAAUGACCCUCUGAAGAGAAGUUUGGAAUCAUCAUCAAAGCCAUUGAAGGGAAUACCUGAGAGUCAGGUUUUACAAGAUCCUGCCGUGCCUUCAGUCCAGAGGAGAAAGCUAGACCCACUCCCAAAGCAGCACAGGCAUCUUAGGAAGGGUUUAAGGACAAAGAGAAUGAGAAAGAGCAAGAAGGAGGAGCACAUGGAGGCCCAAUGCCCCCCCCCCCCACUUCUAACACCUUCAGCACCACCACAAAACGAAGAUAAGAGUAUAAAUAAGAAGCCAACCCUACUUAGUACCCAGGAAGAUGGUCCAGACCUUCCCAGUGAGGACAGAUUACAGAGCCAACAGGAUGAGGGUGCCUGCGUGACACAUCAGGAAUAUCAGAUCCAGCCCUGUGAGCUCUCAGUGGUCCUGGGGUCUGGACCCUCUUCUCCUGCAGCGGCAUCCUGGGCAUCACCACCCCUUUGCUUUGGUCGCUUCUUCAGCUGUGUCUGCCAGACCUUCUCAAGGUCUAGGAAGCGGAAGCCUCCCAGAAGAAAGGACAACCACCAAGCUGAGGCAGGAGACGAUGCUGAGGCUGUGAGACCUGGCCUGGAGGGGUCUGUCUGGACAAAAACAAUGCGCAGCCUCACCAAAGCCUGUAAAUAAACCUCCACAACUGAAGGCAAACCAUAAGUGUUUCUGCCUUGGAUUUAUUAGGAGGAAGAGUGCCUAGUGGUUGGAACCUCAUGACUUCUCUUGGCAAUGAAGUGCUCACUAUCGCCUGAAGCAUGCUGGAUCUUAUCAAGUCCUCUGCACACUGGCCUGCUCAGAUGUCCUGACAUGUAUCAUAUCCAAGCUCCAUUCCUUCUUCUCCUGCCUUUACUGAUCUAAGAUAGGACUGAAGGUAGUUCUUUGAGGUCAGAUAUGUUGUUUCAA